Molecule: messenger RNA, 1759 nt
Organism: Mya arenaria
Lineage: Eukaryota; Metazoa; Mollusca; Bivalvia; Myida; Myidae
Product: nucleolar protein 11-like
Exons: 12
Coding region: 8-1744 (578 amino acids)
Biological process (GO): maturation of SSU-rRNA
Cellular component (GO): nucleolus; nucleus
Molecular function (GO): RNA binding
Source: RefSeq, a predicted model, not a curated record
UGCGCCCAUGGAAAGCAUUGCAUUUUGUAAAAUUGUUAACGAACCUAGUUUUCUGUUUGUUGCUGGUGGCCAUGCCGAAGACUCGAUAGUUGUUUCAAACAAAACGAAAUCAUGCAACAUAUAUACGCUAGCAGACCAGAAAUUAGUGAAAAGCUGGUCUCUACGCCAUGGAGUUACAAUUACAAGUCCAGUACAGUGGGAUAAAAAACAACAAAAGUUUAUGUGUGUUGCAAAUUAUAAGGAUGUGCAUACUUGGGACAUAGCAACAAAUGAUUGGGAAAAAUCAAAGAAAAAACAUUCUACUCUGCCCAUACAUGAGCUGAUGGUAGUUGAUAGUGAGGAAGCAGUGAUACUGUACAGUUCUGGGGCUAUAGGUCCCCUCUCGGGCCUCAAACAGCCGCCCAGUCCUGGCCCAGUCACAGGUACAGAUGCCAUAUUGUGGGCCCAGGCUGCACAGCUGGCGGGGAGGGUUACAGUCAUGUAUAUUGCAGGGAAUGAGGGCAACAUGACACUGUAUGUAUACAGCCAGACUGAUGACUCCUGGGAAUGCACAGAGUCCAAGAUUUCCCCACCUAAAGUUGGGGUCAGCCUCUCAACCUGUGAUUGCACUGUUUCAGAAUCUUCUGCUGACAUAAUUCUGCUUUGGUCUGGCGGCCAGCUAACUACAGUCUCAGUGGGGGUCGGAACUAUCACUCAAGGCAGUCUGUCCCACACAGUGCAUGGUUGCCAAGGGGAGGUUGCCAUGGUAACCUUAAAUGACUUUCACAUUGCUGUUGCCGGCGUCCAGAAAGAUGGGAAAUAUGGUAUAUGCAUCAUUGACAUGAAGUAUGGACUCCAGAAAUCCUUCCAACCUUUCGCAGAAAGACCACAGUGUAAACCAAAGUUGGUGCAUGUGGGAGACCGCCUGUUUGUGCCCUGCCAUACGACCCUGUAUGUAUACCAGUACCAGUGUGAGCCCUCAACCCUCGCCAGCCUGCUGGGACAGACUGGGGCCGGGGAACAUACAGACACACACACCGUCCCGGCACACCUACACUGGGAACCCAACAUAAAGCCUCAGAAAGAGCAUGUGACUAAGAAUCCUGACAAAUUACUUGAGAAGUUCCAGAAGGCAAUUAACAAAUCAUCAGACUACCAGCAGUUCAAAAAAGCAUUUUCGUCACUAGUUUUGGACCUUAAGAAAGCAGAGAAUCACCAUUGGUUGAUGAGUAAUCACAUGACCCAGCUGGUGCAGAGGAUUCUGGGAGAAAAGAAAUUCUGGGCAAACCAAGAAUUGGAGCAACUCAUUGCAAAUAACUUUAUUCCAAUCAGUGUUUUGCCUGCGUUAUUUGAGUGUCUGGCGGGAAGGAGUGAAGUAUCGCUUGUGUACCGGGCUCUCAUGUCCCUCAACAAUGUACCAGAGAGGUGCCUCUGUCAGGCUCUCACAUUCUUCCUACAAGUUAAUGAUGAGAAGAUACCUCGUUUUAUAACCUCUGACGCGGGAAAUGGUGUUGAUACAGAGGAUUUGGACAACAAAAUGGACUCUGAACAGAAUGUAGAGAGAAUAGAUGAGAAUGUUGAUGACAGUGAUGAGAAUGAUGUGUCAGAUAAUGAGGAGAGUGAUGAACAUGAGCCGGAGAUAGAUGGGGAGGGAGAUGAGGGGACGGGUGAGCAGGACAGUAUUGUUGUGGCUGACACCAAGUACAAGAGAUGGAGGGCAAAGUACCCCAUCAAGAAAAACAGAACUUACCUGGUGUAUCCUUGAUUGAUAGUAAAUGUU